Seriola dumerili (greater amberjack) is the source of this 1145-nucleotide messenger RNA. RefSeq names its product putative methyltransferase DDB_G0268948. Gene Ontology annotation, molecular function: S-adenosylmethionine-dependent methyltransferase activity. The record is from RefSeq and is a predicted model, not a curated record. The transcript has 6 exons. NCBI's taxonomy places the organism in Eukaryota, Metazoa, Chordata, Actinopteri, Carangiformes, Carangidae. Bases 1 to 813 code for a protein of 270 amino acids.
AUGGCUGUUCGGCUCUUUGAGGGUAAAAAGCAGGCAGCUGCUUACCUGCAGUACAGAGUCGCACCACAUGAACUCACCAGCAGGAUCAUGAGCUUCAUGGAGAAAAAGACACCAAAACAGUUCAACCUUGCAGUGGAUGUGGGCUGCGGUUCGGGGCAAGGGACAACCCUUUUGGCCCCGUACUUUACGAAGGUGGUCGGAACAGACAUCAGUCCCACCCAGCUGGAGAUGGCGCUGGCCAGUGGCUUCCCUGCAAAUGUCUCAUACAGACAGUGUCCGGCUGAGGAGCUUCCCUUCGCGUCCGGAGAGGUGGACCUUGUGACGGCCAUGACGGCGGCUCAUUGGUUCGACCGCCAGCGCUUCCUCCAGGAGGCUGACAGGGUCCUGAGGCCUGGAGGCUGCCUGGCCCUCCUGAGCUACACCAUGGACAUGGAGCUGGAGUAUGGGGACGUGUCCAACACAUUAAAUGACAUCUGUAAAGAAUUUUACGCUGCCCUGCUUCCUUUCCGAAAUCCCUAUAUAGGAUCAAGCUCUCUGAAGAUCUACUCAGACAUGUUUGCCUCCUGCUCCUACCCAGACAAAGAGUGGAACGAGUGUCUUUGCGUAAAAAGAACCUUGCCACUGAGUGGAUAUAUUGGCAUGGUGGAGACCUUCUCCAGCUACCAGCUCCUGCAACAACAGGACCCUGCGGAGGCUGAACGUCUCUCUAAUGACAUCAGGAACAAGUUGCUGUCUACCAUGAAGGUUUCUUCUCCGGACACAGAGGUUACAGUGAUUGUCAAGUAUUUCUACUGGCUAGCACACAAACCCUGAACAUUCUGACUGCCUGGAGUGUUUACAAGUCUUUUUGGCUUGUUAAACUAACUCUACUAGUGACCCACUGUCAACAGUUGUAUGUUGACUGGUUGUGACCAGCUCAAUCCAAAAAGCACUUCCAUUUUUCAAGGCACCAAGAAGCUGAAAUGAUCCAGUGAUUCAGAAGGAAAAAUCACUUUGAAAAUGAAGCUGGAAACAUUUUACUUUUGGAUAAAGAUAUCUGAGGUUUUUACUCAUGUAAUAAUAAAACAAUUAUGUUCUGAAGCUGCUGUUUAAUGAACUCCAGGCUUGACCUCUGUGCAUGCAGAGUUCUCCAGAGUGAACACUAG